UACUUGAAACAUUAUGAGUUUUCAAGAAAUAUAAAAAAAGAAUCAGUGAAGCAUCUAACAUGCACUGAUUGACAGCAGGAGGCUCGACAACAGUUGGUCCCAUUUUGCCAAUGAAGUGUUAACAUCAGCCGUCUUCUUUCCCCUCCCACCACAACCUAUUUAAACACACAUCUGCCCUUAUAUUGCGUCUUUAGGAACCCAUUUGCACACAGUCGCGAGUAACUAGCAUCUACUGUUGAAGAGACGUGAUGGCUGUGGCAGAUCCCGAGUGUGGAAUAUCAAACGGCGCGGAUUCCGCCUCCCCGUUUUCUGAUAUUAUUGAACUAAAUGUGGGAGGACAAGUGUAUGUGACACGACACACGACUUUAAUAGUCGUUCCGGAUUCUCUCCUGUGGAACAUGUUUAGUAAGAAAACACCGACAGAGCUGGCACGGGACAGCAAAGGUCGCUUCUUUCUGGACAGGGACGGUUUUCUUUUCCGCUACAUUUUAGACUAUCUACGGGAUCUAAAUCUGGUUUUGCCAGACUAUUUUCCGGAGAAGAGCAGAUUACAGCGGGAGGCUGAGUUUUUUAAGCUGCGGGAGCUGUCCAAGCUCUUGAGUCCCAAAAUGAGUAAAGACAACUCCAUCACCGAUGAGAUCUGCCAGAGUGAUUCAGAGGAGCCGAGCGCGCCCCCGCUGCUGGGACCCGACGCCUCGCGCACGCUGUCCGUCACCAGCGCCGCUCAUUCACCUUCCCUGGAGUCCAAAAAGUCGGGCUACAUCACAGUCGGUUACCGGGGCUCAUAUACAAUCGGUAGAGACAUACAGACAGACGCCAAAUUCAGGCGGGUCGCAAGAAUCACGGUGUGCGGGAAGACUUCUCUGGCUAAGGAGGUGUUCGGAGACACUUUGAACGAGAGCAGAGACCCGGACCGACCUCCAGAGAGGUACACAUCGCGCUAUUAUCUGAAAUAUAAUUUUCUCGAGCAGGCGUUCGACAAGCUGUCAGAGUUUGGUUUCCAUAUGGUCGCGUGCAGCUCUGCAGGCACGUGCGCUUACUCCAGCAGUGACCCAAACGAGGACAAAAUCUGGACAAGCUACACAGAGUAUGUUUUCUGUCGAGAAUGAACCAAAAUGUGUUGCAUUCGAUUGUGUAUAUAGGCAUUCCACUACAAGAGUAAAGUUUCAGCCGUCUCGGAGAGGUGUAAUGGAGUUCUUCACAAAUUUCUAAUUAUGUGCAUCAUAGACCUGGCUCCGAGACUUUAACAGCCUGCUUCAUGCUUUAACAAAUGCAGAAUAACGGCUAGCUAUCAUUGCGCCUUCAUAGCUUCAUAUGUUUGCAGAUACAGUCUUUUUCGGAUUUGAGGGUCUAUUCGUAUAAAGUCCAAGAUGCGUUUUCUACUUGUUGUUCUUGUUGCAUGUAUUUAAAAUGACCACAUGCAAUAUCUUUAUUCCUGGGUCAAUGAUUUAAAUUAAAAUUAAAUUAAAUUUAUGCAUUUAAUUUAACGGACGAUUACACUUUCAGGAAAAGUCUAUUGCUGAUACAUUAGGCAACAUUCUGGAAAAACCCAGACAUUCAUAUUCCUUUGUGUUCAUCAGACUGGUAGAUCUCAAUGACACUUUUCCUUGAUAAGUUCAAUUGCAUCUUUUCUCUGUGAUUAUCCUACUAAAACUGAAAACCUAAGUCUAAUUGAUGCCUUAAUUUCUUUAGUAAAAUUAAAGUGGUGCGAAAGUUACCUGUUUUUUUGACCACUUUGAAUUUAAUUCCAGAAUAAGAAAAUCAAAUGGAAGAUCUUAAGGAAUAAAAACUAAUAAGA
Molecule: messenger RNA, 1798 nt
Organism: Carassius auratus (goldfish)
Lineage: Eukaryota; Metazoa; Chordata; Actinopteri; Cypriniformes; Cyprinidae
Product: BTB/POZ domain-containing protein KCTD12-like
Exons: 1
Coding region: 249-1109 (286 amino acids)
Biological process (GO): regulation of G protein-coupled receptor signaling pathway; protein homooligomerization
Cellular component (GO): postsynaptic membrane; presynaptic membrane; signaling receptor complex
Source: RefSeq, a predicted model, not a curated record